Molecule: messenger RNA, 501 nt
Organism: Gloeophyllum trabeum ATCC 11539
Lineage: Eukaryota; Fungi; Basidiomycota; Agaricomycetes; Gloeophyllales; Gloeophyllaceae
Exons: 3
Coding region: 1-501 (166 amino acids)
Source: RefSeq, a predicted model, not a curated record
AUGGAGAGCGACGACGAGCUUGCCGACGAUGAGGGCAGCGCUCAGAUGGACUUGAGCGAGUACGACAUGUCCGAGGGCGAGGGCGAGGGCGAGGGCGAGGGCGAUGAUUAUGAGCAGGAGGGAGAAAGUGACGAGGAUGAGCAGGAGGGAGAAAGUGACGAGGAUGAGGGGAGGCUGACUGAUCCAGACUAUGUGGAGGAAGACGCCGGGGGGAGGAAAGCGAAGAUUACGAUGGGGAGGUGCGACGUCCACUCGUCCAAAAGAACGAAAAAAGCAAUCAACAUCCAGCAACACAACCGCUAUUCGGGGCGGACCGAGAAACGGGACACUGCCGAGGAACAAAGCGUAUGGAGUGCUCCCAGUAGCACCUCCCGCGGGCGCGUCCGUUUGGUCCUGGGAGGUAUCCGAUCAUCCUCCGACGCCGCCGACAGCCACGACGACUCCGACAGUACGCUAUAUUUGCUGUCUGACUCAGAAUGGCGUACGGUGGUAUAUGACUAG